Apis dorsata (giant honeybee) is the source of this 4913-nucleotide messenger RNA. RefSeq names its product myb-like protein U. The record is from RefSeq and is a predicted model, not a curated record. Gene Ontology annotation, molecular function: chitin binding. NCBI's taxonomy places the organism in Eukaryota, Metazoa, Arthropoda, Insecta, Hymenoptera, Apidae. The coding region runs from base 249 to 4874 and encodes 1541 amino acids. Gene Ontology annotation, cellular component: extracellular region. The transcript has 3 exons.
UAAUUAAACAAUCAUAAUUAAGAGAACAAAAUAUAAACUUGAUUACGCACUUUUUGUAUUGUCAAAAAUGACGUUAAUCGCUAUUAUCGCAGUUUAAUUAUUAUCUAGCACGUCUUUGAUAUAAAAGUACUGGAACGCGUUACCUUGAUAUUCAGAAAACUUUCAGCAGUGGUAAAAGUUUGUGUUCUCUGAUCAGAAAAGUGAAAAAAAAAAAAAACUUCAAUUCGAUUAAUGUAGCAUCAUCGAAUAUGAAAAGUUUUAUUAUAAUUUUGUUAUUUCAAUUUCUCAUCUUAAUUGUAGUUAGUCAACCAGUGAACAAACUAACUGACAAUGAUACAGAUAUCACAAAUUAUGGAGUGCACAGAUAUCCCAGAACUUUAAUUUCUUUUCCACCUUGCAAGAUGAACCAAUAUUUCGACAAAGAAAAAGGUUUUUGUUUGAAUGUACUCGGUGGUGGUAAAGCACUUUAUAUAAAUAAUACAUCUUGCGGAACAAAUGUGUUGAAGCCACACUGUUUCAAUCCAAGAUAUUAUUACAUCUGUAAGAAGAAUAAAACCAUUCUGGCACAAUGUUCUCAAAACAAGCAUUUCGAAGUUCAUUUACAAAAAUGCAUUUUGAUAUAUCAUGGAAAAAACACUCCUAAUAAAACCAAUUCCAAUAGUUGUCAAAAAGUAGGUAUAUUUCCAAUUCCUAAUGAUUGUCAUCAAUUCUAUACUUGUACAGUUUAUGGUCAUCGAAUGAAACAAAACUUUUACAUAUGUCCAAAAAAUAUGGCCUUUGACACGAAGACAGAAAUGUGUAAACCCUCAAGUACUUGCAAAGAAUCAAGAUUAUCUUCCACGUGUUUAUUUAGCAGUGAGAAAGAAGAUAUGACUCUAGAGGAAGCAAAUAUGUUCUUAAGACUGGACAAAAAGGAGAAAUCAUUAAUGUGUGAAACGAUAUUUACGAGUGAUGAGGAAAUUAUGACUACUGAGAGGAAUUACAAUAAUGAUGGAAUUAAAUCGACAACUAUUUCUUAUAACAAGCCGUCUGUAUCUCAAUUUACAGAACCCAGCGAUAGGAAAUUUAUUACAACCACGAUCGAACGUGCUUCGGGAACAUCACAUUCUAUAAACACUGUCGCUUCCGAAAUAUAUACAACUGCGAUGUAUUCGCCAACUAACGAAGAAAUCACGUAUACGACAGAGCAAAAUUUACCAACAGAAAUAAAAAAGAAUGGAGAAGAAAAUCUAGAAUCGUCAACUUCAAAAGAAUCUUACAAACAAGAACAUAAUGGAAAAACAAUUAAUAAUAACGUACAAUCAACUGAUGCAAUGAAAACAUUUCCCACUGAACCAACAAUUUUAGAUGACACAACUUCUAGAGAAACAAAAAUUGAAAAACAACUAGGUAUAAAAAUAAAAACUCAUCCAAACGAGUCGCCUAAUUUUGAAAAUCAAUAUAGUACAACAACGGCAGAAUUUAAUGAUGCAACUCAUUACUGGUACAUAUCACAUAGUACAUCGGCCACAGAAGACUUGAAUGAACCAUUAACUACUGAAGAACAGACUACCGAUUUGUCAUUAACAACAAUUAAUGGCAGUUUUGAUAAAGAAGAACAUACAAAAAUAAAUUCAAAUGAUCAAUCUUCGGAAAUUCCUAAUAUUACACAACCAAAUAUAGAAAUAUCAACUAGUACAAUAGCUACAGAAAACUUGAAUGAACCAAUAGCUACUGAAGAAGAUGGUGCGCAUUUGCCAUUAACAACAAUUAAUGGCAAUCUUGAUGAAGAAGAACAUACAAAAAUAAAUUCAAAUGAUCAAUCUUCGGAAAUUCCUAAUUUUACACAACCAAAAAUAGAAAUAUCAACUAGUACAAUAGCUACAGAAAACUUGAAUGAACCAAUAGCUACUGAAGAAUAUGUUGCUCAUUUGCCAUUAACAACAAGUAAUGGCAAUCUUGAUGAAGAAGAACAUACAAAAAUAAAUUCAAAUGAUGAAUCUUCGGAAAUUCCUAAUAUUACACAACCAAAUAUAGAUAUACCAAAUAGUACCCCAGCCACAGACGAUUUGAAUAAAUCAUUAACUACUGAAGAACAACUUACCGAUUUGUCCCCCACAACAAUUAAUGGCAGUCUUAAUAAAGUAGACCAUACAAAAAUAAAUAAUCUAGCGUCAGAAAUUCUUAAUACUACACAACCAAAUAUAGAAAUACUAGAUAGUACACCAGCAAUAAAAGAUUUGAAUGAACCAACACCUAUUGAAGAAGAGAUUACCGACUUGCCAUCAACAACAAUUAAUGGCAAUGUUGAUGAAAAAGAACAUACAAAAAUAAAUUCAAAUGAUCAAUCUUCGGAAAUUCCUCAUAUUACAGAACCAAAUAUAGAAAUAUCAACUAGUACAAUAGCUACAGAAAACUUGAAUGAACCAAUAGCUACUGAAGAAUAUGUUACUGAUUUGCCAUCAACAACAAUUAAUGGCAAUCUUGAUGAAGAAAAACAUACAAAAAUAAAUUCAAAUGAUCAAUCUUCGGGAAUUCCUAAUAUUACACAACCAAAUAUAGAAAUAUCAACUAGUACAAUAGCUACAGAAAACUUGAAUGAACCAAUAGCUACUGAAGAAUAUGUUGCUCAUUUGCCAUUAACAACAAUUAAUGGCAAUCUUAAUGAAGUAGAACAUACAAAAAUAAAUUUAAAUGAUCUAUCGUCAGAAAUUCUUAAUACUACACAACCAAAUAUAGAAAUACUAGAUAGUACACCAGCAAUAAAAGACUUGAAUGAACCAAUAACUACUGAAGAACAGAUUACCAAUUUGCCAUCAACAAGAAUUAAUGUCAAUCUUGAUGAAGAAGAACGGACAAAAAUAAAUUCAAAUGAUCCAUUUUCAGAAAUUCCUCAUAUUACACAACCAAAUGUAGAAAUAUCAACUAGUUCAAUAGCUACAGAAACCUUGAAUGAACCAAUAACUACUGAAGAACAGAUUACCAAUUUGCCAUCAACAAGAAUUAAUGUCAAUCUUGAUGAAGAAGAACAUACAAAAAUAAAUUCAAAUGAUCCAUUUUCAGAAAUUCCUCAUAUUACACAACCAAAUGUAGAAAUAUCAACUAGUAUACCAGCAGCAAAAGAUUUGAAUGAACUAACAGCUAUUGAAGAAGAGAUUACCGAUUUGCCAUCAACAACAACUAAUAGCAAUCUCGAUGAAAAUGAACAUACAAAAAUAAAUUCAAAUGAUCAAUCUUCGGAAAUUCCUAAUAUUACACAACCAAAUAUAGAUAUACCAAAUAGUACACCAGUCACAGAAAACUUGAAUGAAUUAGCUACUCAAAAAGAAAUAAUGGAUUUACCAUCCGCAACAAUUAAUGACAAUCCUGAUAUAGAAAAACCAGAAAUAAAUUUAAAUGAUUCAUCUUCAAACAUUCUUAAUACUCCACAACCAAAUAUAGAAAUAUCAACUAGUACAAGAGUCACAGACAACUUGAAUGAAUUAGCUACUCAAAAAGAAAUAAUGGAUUUACCAUCCGCAACAAUUAAUGACAAUCCUGAUAUAGAAAAACCAGAAAUAAAUUUAAAUGAUUCAUCUUCAAACAUUCUUAAUACUCCACAACCAAAUAUAGAAAUAUCAAAUAAUACAGCAAUUACAGAAGACUUGAAUGAACCAAUAGCUACUGAAGAACAUAUUACCGAUUUGCCAUCAACAACAAUUAAUGGCAAUCCUGAUGUAGAAAUAUCAGAAAUAAAUUUAAAUGAUUCAUCUUUAGACAUUCUUAAUACUCCACAACCAAAUAUAGAAAUACCAAAUAAUAUACCAAAGACAAUAAAAUUCAAUGAAUCUAUUGAAGAAGAAAAUUCUGAUUUUAUAUCAACAAAUAACGAUUCUGAAGUGAAAAAAGAGAAAAAAACAGAUAUAAAUUUAAACGAUCCAUUGUCAGAAAUACUUAUUACUGGUAUACCUAAUAUAGAAAUGGAACACAGUAUAGUAACAACAAUGGAAGUUACUGAACAAUCAACUUUCAAAAUCGAAAGUUCUGAUAUUAUUUCAGAAAUUCCUUCCAAUACCUUAACUAGUAUCAAAGAAAAUGAUAUACAUACAAUCAUAAAUUUAAAUGAUUCAAUAGAAAUUACUACUCCUAGUUUACAAAAACAUGUUAUGAAUAGAGAAGAAACAUUUAUGAAAAUAUUAAAUAACAAGAGAACUGAAAAUAAUAUAUCCGCUGAAACUGUUACAGAUGCAGUGGCAUCAUCUAUACUAGAAAACAAUAACAAUUUUGAGAAUAAUAUAGCCCCAAUUUCUGUUGACUCAGCAAGUUAUUCUGGUAUGAUACCUGAGAACAAAAUUGAGGAACCUAUUUCAAUACCAAUUACAGAUAGAAUUGCUUUAAAUAAAAAUGAAGAAAAUAAUACACCAUCGAUAGAGUCUAAUAUAAUAAAAACAAAUUCUCCCAUAGAAAUAAAUACAAAAUAUACAGCAACUUCUAUUAAUAAAAAUUUAGAUAAUAUUGGAAAUGAAAAAUUGAUUCUUUCUUCUGAUACAAAUAUAAAUGAAGCUGAUAAAUCGAUUUCACAAACAAAUAAAUUAACAACUAGUUUUCAAGAUUUGAUUGCUAAAUGUAGAAAUCAUAUGUCAGCAGAAACUACUACACAAUCAACCAAAUCAAAUCCCACUAAUGAAAAAUAUUCAGAUCCAUUUCAUAUGCAAUCACAUUCUCUGGUUUCAGAUAAGAAAAACGCAGACAAGCAAAACAAAAUUUUUGUAGAAGAAGACUCUUUAUCGAAACGCAUAUACUCCGGAAAGAUGAUAUCAAAAAAUUUCAUAUUACCCAUUACGUCAGCAGUGUUAAAUUUCAUUGAUAAAUUUGAAUGCUAUUUGAAAAAUACGUUAAUAAAGAUAUUUCACUGAAAAAAAUAUAUAAAUAAUAAAUAUUAGUGAAAAUGCAAA